AUGACGAACACUUCAGAUUCCGAUCCCAACUUCAAUAUCCCAUUUGCUCCAUCGAAUGUUAUUCUUCCGAGUUACAAUCAAAACCCAAGAAGAAAACGCACCAAACUCUCCAAUAACGAAACCGGUUCUUCAUCUUCUUCUUCAUCAAGGCCUAAACCAGUCAAGAAACCAGACCCUAAUGCUCCCAAAAUCACAAGACCAUGCACCGAAUGUGGUAGACAGUUCUGGUCAAUGAAAGCACUCUUCGGACACAUGAGAUGUCACCCUGAGCGUCAAUGGCGUGGCAUCAACCCUCCUCCUAACCACCAACGAACCGCCACGUCAUCAUCAUCGUUGGCUUCGGUUGCAUCGGAGGAAGAUCAUAACAUUGCCUCUACUUUACUGAUGUUGGCUAAUGGCUCGAUGACCGGUUCAAGUGGAGCAGUGGAGGCACGGUUCGAGUGUGGUGUUUGUAAGAAAGUGUUUGGAUCACAUCAAGCGUUGGGUGGACACAGAGCAACACAUAAACAUGUUAAAGGAUGUUUCGCCAUUACAAACUUAACCGAAGAAGAUCCUGUUCCUCUCUCUCCUCCUCCUCAUCAUCAUCAUCAUCAAGAGACCGUUGAUCAAGAUCAUAAGAGCAAGAGUCAUGUGAAGUUUGUCUCAGGGAUUAAUCAUCGAUAUAACAUCUGUUCUAGAGUGUUUUCGAGUGGGCAAGCUUUAGGUGGUCACAUGAGAUGUCACUGGGAGAAAGAUCAAGAGGAGAAGAACCAAGAUUCGACUGUUAUCGAUCUCAAUGUUCCUCCUGCAAUGAACUUGCCCUCUUCUUCUUCAGACACAUUGUCAGAAUGCUCUUUAGAUCUUAGGUUAGGACUUUGA
Messenger RNA from Eutrema salsugineum, 858 nucleotides. RefSeq names its product zinc finger protein ZAT2. The coding region runs from base 1 to 858 and encodes 285 amino acids. The transcript has a single exon. NCBI's taxonomy places the organism in Eukaryota, Viridiplantae, Streptophyta, Magnoliopsida, Brassicales, Brassicaceae. The record is from RefSeq and is a predicted model, not a curated record.